CAGCUUGUGGAGAAUAGAAAAACAAUGGCACUGCUGACGGCUCAAAAACUCCCGGUGAUGACCACCUUCACAUUCCCCUUCUCCUUGCACACUUACUCGCAACCAAACAGAAUUUUGCUCAAAUUUUUUGGCUUACCCGAGAGGAGACACCGUCUGAGGCUGGUGGGUUGUGCUCGUGCUUCUGUCUCAAGAACUGGGCAAGAUACCUUUGAUCCAGAACUUCGGUCAGUGCUCGAACUUGCCACAGACACCGAGUUAUUUGAGCUUGAAAAUAUCCUUUUUGGUCCAAGUUACUUUAGCCCUUUGCUCAAGUCCGUAACGAAGGGAACCAAUGUGGACUAUGCCAUAAUAGACACGGAUCUUCAAGAGAGAGAGAACUUCAUAGCAGCGCUAGAGUCACGAUUUUUGUUCCUUGCAGCUGAUGCUCGUUCGACUUUAAGGGGUUGGAGGCCAUCAUAUAGGAAUGUCUUGCUUGCAGUGAGAAAGGAGCUAAACAUUCCUUGCUCAAACAAAUUGUCAACUGAAGACCUUGAAGCGGAGAUUUUUCUUUACCUGUUACAGGAAUACUCAAGCGAAGAAUUUAAAGCUUCUUCAGGCCUAACAUCUAAUGCCGAAAGUGGUUUAGAACUUGGACUCAGUGGAUGGAAGGUGCAAGCUCAGUCUGCUGUCAAAGAGUUUCAAUCUGUGAUUUUGAAGGGCAGUAGUAUUGUUACUUUCGCAAAGAUUUUUCAAUUGUUGUCAAAGAGAUUAUCUGGAAAGGUAUUCCUAGAAGCUGCCAAUUAUCAGAUGAAAAAGGAAUUUAUUAAAAAGGGUGGACAGGUAGCUGCAAUUAAUUUAGAGUCUAGAGCAGCAUUGCUCGCUGCAAAACAGGGUCUUACAGGUGCUGCAUCAAGAUAUCUAGGUUUCAGAAGCAUGAUGACUCUGCUUGGCCCAAUGCUUUGGGGAACAUUUCUGGCCGAUGUUGUCAUCCAAAUGCUUGGAACUGAUUAUGCUCGAAUCUUGCGGGCAAUCUAUGCUUUUGCGCAGGGUUCUACUUGUAGCUAUUGAUGAUGAAGGAAAGAAAAGUCUUCAUUAAAUCCUGUAUUGCAAUAGAUCGGAGCCAAAAUUCUUUGUUUCUUUCGAAGUCGUCUUCUUUCACAGAAAAGCGCAACUGUUACAAAUAGUGGGAUUUUAGUUUUUAGUGGGUCGAAUCAUGCUGAUCAGUUAUUCUCGUCAUUCUUAAUACGGUAAUCUCCGAGUUCGCCUGCGAUUUUUUUCAACUAAUAUUUCAAUAUAGAAUAAUCUCCUUAUUUCUUCAUGGAUUGUCGCAUCAUUUUCUUGGAAAGUUGUUAGAACACCGUGGGAAACUUUCAAAUGCUUAGGGGUACA
This is a messenger RNA of Morus notabilis, 1368 nucleotides long. RefSeq lists its product as uncharacterized. NCBI's taxonomy places the organism in Eukaryota, Viridiplantae, Streptophyta, Magnoliopsida, Rosales, Moraceae. Bases 25 to 1047 code for a protein of 340 amino acids. The transcript has 12 exons. The record is from RefSeq and is a predicted model, not a curated record.